AUGGUAACGUUUUUACCCGUGGAAACACACAAUUUCACAGAUACUGUUCAGUGGAACAUAUCACUUUUUCAAAACGACACAGAAAUCUAUCCAGAGGGCGCUGUAUGGAAUGUUACGUUGAUUCAGCGAGUGGUAACGUUAGGGGUCAUUAUGACAGCCACCUUACUUGGCAACGUCGUUAUUGUAUUGGUACUAUCCAAGCUACGUUACCGAAAACGUUCAUCUCGUGUAAAUAUUUUUAUUCUUAACCUAGCUGUUGGAGACUUGGCAGUUUGCGGGAUCACUAUGACGUCAGAACUCCUUUUUGAGGUAUUCGGAGAGUGGGUCUUGGGGGAAAUUGCAUGUAAGGUGAUUGUGUACGCUCAGAUCGUAACGCUCGCCAGCACAACCUUCAUUCUGACGUCAAUGAGCUACGACCGCUAUCAGGCGAUCUGCAAACCGCUCCAGUCAACCGUCGGGGCUAUUCGUGCGAAGAAAUUAAUUUUCGCUUCCUGGACCUUAGCUUUUAUUGUGGCUCUCCCACAACUUUUCAUCUUUGUUCAGAAAGAAAAUGGCAUCACCACGACUGGUCGAGUGCGAUACGAAUGUGUUAGCCAAGGCUACACAGCCAUGUGGCAGAGGAAAGUCUAUUUUACUUGGCUCACCACCUACAUUCUGAUUAUACCAACCAUAUGUAUUAGCUACUGCUACGUCAACGUUCUACGAGCUCUUUGUGUGGCUAGUCGUGAGAACCCGAACAAGAACAAGAAGGAAGAGGUUUACCUUCGGCGCUCCGUCAGUGCCGCGGCUGUGAUUCCUCGCGCCAAAAUCAAAACUCUUAAGCUCACAGUUUGUAUUAUUGCGAGCUUUGUCAUCUGUUGGACUCCGUACUUCAUUGUUCAUAAUAUUCGUAUAUAUAGUAAUUACUCCAUUCAAGUGCCCAAAGUUAUGAUUGUGGGGGCAGAAACUUUGGCAUUACUAAACAGCGCGCUGAAUCCGAUUUUCUACGGCUACUUUAAUGUUCGUGUUCGAAAAGGUUUCAUUGAAAUUGUUUACAGAAAGAAAGACUUUCACAGUUGUGUGGCAGCGUCGCAGUCGUACAGCAACCCAUUGGAUUCUGUAGAUAAUCCCUACAGCACUGCUGUCGUACAGAACCACAACGUUCAUAGGAAGAAUCUAACGGAAGGAUUUAAUGUUGAAAUGUGGAGUCGGACGACACACCAGUUACAUGGUGGAAGAAACCGACAUCCGAAAACCGACUUCUCCUGCUCACACGUAUAAACACUGUAUAGCCUAGCGUUUCGUAUUUGUGUAGUGAAUUUUAUCUGCUUCCAUUAUAAGGUAUUCGCAUUUAUAUUAGGUAUUAUUUGAUUUCUCUCUAAAUAAAUUUGUAGUUACUUGAUAUUUUUCUUUUUGUGUUAUCCCAAUUGCGAAAUCAUUACAAAGAUACUUUAAAUCUAGAUGUGAACUCAAGAUUCUAUAGAAUAAUUAACUAUCUUCUACACUGUGUUUGUUAACUUGAUUCCUGUUAAAGCACUUGUCAGUAUGAUAUUCAUUUGAACUGAAUUUGUGGUUUCAGUACAUAGCACAGCAGAGUAAAAAAAUAUAUUGUGUAUGAUCGGUAUUACGUGUGAAUGUCUUUAUUAUAUGUUCGCGAAAGCGAGACUAAUAUAUUGAAUAUGUGUGGUAUAAACCUUUGUUGUUUUUAUUAAGCUACAGACAUGUAUGAAUGUACAAGUUAACGACAACAGCACUCUUUGUUAAAGUAAGUAUUGAGCUUUAUUUACAGUUAGAAUUACGAUGAUACGCUGAACUACAUUGGACAGUAACAUUCGAUUGAUACUUUGAAUCACAUUAAGCAGUCCAGUUCUAGUGAUACCUGAACCAUAUUGGGCAGCCCAGCUUUAGUGAUAACAGAACCACAUUUGACAGUCCAGUUCUAGUGGUACAUGAACCACAUUGGAGAGUAAGAUCCUAAUGGUACAUUAAACCACAUCGGACAAUACUGGCGGAGCGUUUUGAGAGCACAAGUUUGGACUUAUUGUUGAAUUUUGAAGAUCAAAUAUCAGAUGAAGUCGUAAAAGUUAAUCUUUGGAAGUAACAAAUGCUUCUUUCUACAAAACUUAUUUAAUGAUGGGUUUCUUGUAUGUUAACGUAGCAGUAGGCUUAACGUUUGUUUCCCUAAACACUUCAAGCACACAUAGUAGUAUGAAAUUCGACUUGAGUUUUAUAGAUGUAAAAUGUUUUCUGGCAUCAGUGAUUCAUUUCUUAAUUAGGAUGAACAGCUGUAAUUAUAUAUGUUCUGUUGAUUGUAUCGUACAUAAUAAAUAUUUGUCAGAAUAAAA
Limulus polyphemus (Atlantic horseshoe crab) is the source of this 2324-nucleotide messenger RNA. RefSeq names its product putative gonadotropin-releasing hormone II receptor. Lineage: Eukaryota; Metazoa; Arthropoda; Merostomata; Xiphosura; Limulidae. Gene Ontology annotation, cellular component: membrane. Gene Ontology annotation, molecular function: neuropeptide Y receptor activity; peptide binding. Gene Ontology annotation, biological process: G protein-coupled receptor signaling pathway. Bases 1 to 1260 code for a protein of 419 amino acids. The record is from RefSeq and is a predicted model, not a curated record. The transcript is spliced from 3 exons.